GAACAUUGUUUUUUACAUUGAAUUUCGACAAGUUCAGGGCUACUUGUCGACAGGGGCCGGGGCGUGGUGCCCCCUAUAAAUAUUAACGCGAUUUUUGGAUAGGCAGUCAUUUGCAUUUUGUCAUCACAGCAAAAACAAUAACAACAUACAAUAUGUUUGUAAAACUGGCCGUCUUCGUAUGUUUCGCAGGCACUGCCCUCGCCCAAUACCAAGGUCCCUUGGCUGGAGGACAGCCCGCUUCCCUAUUCCCCGCAGGAGUGUCACCCCAAUCUUGCCCCAACUACCCUGACUGCUCCAAUCCCUUGGUUGCCAUCAGCCAAAAUGGCCCUGCUCCUCCUCAAUACUCUCAACAAUCUCAACAAUACCAACAGCCCCAGUACCAACCACAGCCCCAGUACCAACAGCAAUACCAACCAGCUGCUCCAGUAACCCCAGCCCCAGUAAGCCAAUACAACCCCGUCUACCCACAACAGUACGCCCCAACAUCUGCUCAACGCCAAUACGCUCCUGAAGUACAGCAAAGGUUAGACCGCGGAGAAUACAUUGGAGAUGGUGACUACCAUGGCGAAGGUUUGGCUGAAGCUUUGGCUCCUGGAUUUGCUGGUCAACAACAAGCUGCUGCUCCCCAAUACCAACAACAGGCUCGUGCUUACCAACCCCAGCAACAAUUCAAUGCUGCUCCCUCUUACUCCGCUGCGUCCCCCCAUGCCCAACCUGCCCAGAUCCCCGCUGGUGUCAACGCUCAGGCUUGCCCCAACUAUCCCUUCUGCCACGCAUAAGUUUUAAAUAAAUUUAAGAUAAGACUUAGACUGCCAGCUGACAACAUGUUGUUAUCCAAAGUUCCCCACUUUUGUAUAUAAUAUAUGUGUGUAUUAUAAUUUUGUGUGAUUUUUAGUUGUAUAUUUAGGAGAUUCUUUAUACAAGAAAAAUACCGGCUUAAAUAUAAUAAUAAUUUUUGAUA
Molecule: messenger RNA, 961 nt
Organism: Anthonomus grandis grandis
Lineage: Eukaryota; Metazoa; Arthropoda; Insecta; Coleoptera; Curculionidae
Exons: 3
Coding region: 153-779 (208 amino acids)
Molecular function (GO): structural constituent of cuticle
Source: RefSeq, a predicted model, not a curated record